Molecule: messenger RNA, 1298 nt
Organism: Spirodela intermedia
Lineage: Eukaryota; Viridiplantae; Streptophyta; Magnoliopsida; Alismatales; Araceae
Source: the annotation of a GenBank genome assembly
AUGAGUAAACAAUUUCUGAUAUACAGUUUUGUGGCGAAGGGGACGGUUGUGCUUGCAGAGCACACAUCAUUUUCUGGGAAUUUCAGCACAAUAGCUAUUCAAUGUCUACAGAAAUUGCCGCCGGGCAACCACAAAUACACUUACACAUGCGGUGGCCAUACUUUCAAUUUUCUUGUGGACAAUGGAUUUGGUAUUAAUCUCAUCUCGAUGUUGAAUAUGUGAUCCUCAGUUUGUGAUUUUCUGCCCCAUAUUUGAUUGAUCUUCAUUUUGUCCUCUGCAGUUUUCCUCGUUGUGGCAGACGAAGCAGCACUGAGGGGUUUACCCUUUGUGUUUCUAGAGCGAGUGAAGGAUGAUUUUCUGCGUCGCUAUGAAACUGACAUCAAGCCAGGUGGCCCCCAUGUGCUUGAUGUUGAGGAGGAGGAUGACCUGUUUGAAGAAAAAUUCAGCAUAGCAUACAAUCUUGACCGAGAUUUUGGGUACGUGUGGUUGACUUCGUCCUGAGGUAUUUUCAACAAUCUCAUUCUUGCUCAUAGCUUUCUUGGAGCAGACCGAGGCUGAAGGAGCACAUGAGCUACUGCACGAGUCACCCAGGAGAGAUGAUCAAGGUAUCCAAAUUAAAGUCUCAGAUAACGGAGGUCAAAGGCAUAAUGAUCGACAACAUUGAGAAGGUGCAUACUCUAUCCAAUGACAAAAUAAUUUAUUUCUCCUGAGAAGAGGAAACUGUUAGAUUAUGUUCCGUUAUUUAUUCCUGAUUUAAAAUGAAAAAGAGCUCGCGUUUAUGCCUGACCCAUUUGGCUUCAUGCUAAGAAGAUCAAACCCUUGGAUCCUCCGUCCCCAAAUACACAAUUAUGUUUAGUAAAUGUCCAAUUCAUAGCGGCUUAUCGCAGAGAAAAUCAUCUCAAAACGUGCCCAUGAUUUUACCCGUACAAGUAGCCAGUUUUAAUCCAGAAGUAUCAAACGAAGAGACGAUGUCUUCUAUUCUAACGUGAAAACCCGUGUAGGUUCUUGAUCGCGGUGAGAAGAUCGAACUCUUGGUGGAAAAGACCGGGAGCCUGCAAUUCCAGGUAAUUAAGUGUGUUUUUCGAUGAACUAACAGGGGAACCAAAAACGAAAAAAAUUCCCACUCAAAAAAGCCCUGCUAUAUUUGUCAGGCGGAGAGCUUCCAGAGGCAGGGGAGACAACUUCGAAGAAAAAUAUGGCUCCAUAAUAUUAGACUGAAAAUGACGAUCGUGGGAGCCCUCCUGCUGCUUGUAGUCAUCCUAUGGCUGGCGGCCUGCAAGGGCUUCAGAUGCACGUAG